Molecule: messenger RNA, 849 nt
Organism: Fraxinus pennsylvanica
Lineage: Eukaryota; Viridiplantae; Streptophyta; Magnoliopsida; Lamiales; Oleaceae
Source: the annotation of a GenBank genome assembly
AUGGGACUUACAUUUAAGGAGGAACUGUUGGAUUAUUUUCUAGUCCCAAUUGGUUUACUGCUCAUGAUUGGAUAUCAUCUAUUCCAUAUCCACAGAUGCCUAAAUUUCCCUGAUACCACUGUUAUCGGCUACGAAAAUCAUAACAAGAAGGCUUGGGUUCAAAGAACCCUACAGGUUGAAGCCAAGGAUAGAGGGCAGGCUAUAGAUGUGAUCAACAGCAACUUAUCUGCAGCAAUUUCACUGGCUUCGUUUUCACUGGCUUUGAGUUCUCUAAUCGGGGCAUGGAUUGGAAGCGUCUCCCACAAUGUUUUCAUAAGUAGUAAUAUCUAUGGAAAUAAAAGCUCGACUGCUGUUUACAUCAAGUACAUAGCUCUUCUGUCAUGUUUUCUGGUUGCUUUUGUUUGUUUUGUUCAAACAGCAAGGUGUUUUGUUGAUGCCAAUUUCCUCAUAAGCAUGCCGAACUGUGAAGUUCCUUCUACCCAAGUUGAGAAUGCAGUUAUAAGAGGAAGUAAUUACUGGAUAAUUGGCUUGAGAUCGCUCUUUUUCGCAAGUAAUUUGCUUCUUUGGAUUUUCGGUCCAAUCCCAAUGUUUGUUUGCUCGAUGAUAACAGUAGUGGUGCUUUAUAAUCUGGAUAGAAAUACAAGCCCGUUGCCUCAGUAUAAGACACGAGUCCGUUAUCACCCAGAGAAGAAUGAUAACGAAAAUACUGCAGUUAAUAGUACUAAUGAUAGUUGUAAGAGAUCAGAUACAGCUGAAGAAGAACAUCCAGCAUCUAAUUAUGUUCACAUAGUACGUGAAGCAAAUCAGCAAUACAAGACAGAAAACCAUAACAGGGAUGAAAGUGGAUAA